Molecule: messenger RNA, 1251 nt
Organism: Tachyglossus aculeatus (Australian echidna)
Lineage: Eukaryota; Metazoa; Chordata; Mammalia; Monotremata; Tachyglossidae
Gene: SNX31
Product: sorting nexin 31
Exons: 12
Coding region: 1-1251 (416 amino acids)
Biological process (GO): intracellular protein transport
Cellular component (GO): early endosome
Molecular function (GO): phosphatidylinositol binding
Source: RefSeq, a predicted model, not a curated record
AUGAAGACGCACUUCAACAUCCCUGUGUCCCAGCAGCUGGUGGACAGAAUCGGGGGGCCCUAUGUGCUCUACUCUGUGCACCUGGAAGGCUUCCUCUUCUGCAAAGUGCGCUACAGCCAGCUGCAACGCUGGAACCAGCAGCUGAGACGGGUCUUCGGGAAUUCCCUGCCUCCAUUCCCUCCAAAAUAUUACCUUGCGAUGACCACAUCCAUGGCUGAUGAGAGGAGGGAGCAACUUGAGCAGUAUUUACAGAGCGUGCCUACGGAUCCAAAUGUCCUAAGAAGUGAUGUCUUCAUCGGUUUUUUAAAAACGUUGCAGCAGGAUACCUUUAAGAUCAUCACGAAGAAAGGGCCUUUGGAUGUGUUUUUGCCCAAUGGAAGGAGAAUUCGAAUUGAGAUUCUGACAUCAGAUACUGCUGAAAGAGUCCUGGAGAUUGUGGCAUACAAGAUUGGACUCUCUCGAGAACUCCUGGGAUAUUUCAACCUGUUUCUGAUUCAGGGAGGCGGUCACGGAGACCUCACAGUAAUUAAGAAAAUGGCAGAAUUUGAGCUCCCGUUUGCUAGUCUGCAAAGCGUUGAAGUCGAAAACUGCAAGGUUGGACUUAGAAAGUGGUAUAUGGAUCCUUCUCUUGAUGAAAGGCUUAUGGAUUGCAAUGUUGCUGUAGAUCUGCUCUAUAUGCAGACACUGCAGGAAAUAGCAGAAAACUGGACCAAGCCAACCCAAAGCCAGAGACAGGAAUUAGAGAGGCUGAAGAAGGCAAAUGACAAAACAAAGUUUUUGGAGCUGGCUCAAGAAGUGUGGCAUCACGGGUAUCUACAGCUUGAUCCUUGUACCUGUGACUUCCCAGAGUUUGGCUGCAGGGUGGCCAUCUCCUUGGGCAAUGACGAGAUCAGCUGCUGCAUCCAACUGCCUAGCAAUCAGACCAAAGAGGUCAACUUCAAGAUGAGCAGGGUGAAAUGCUGGCAGGUCACUUUCCUUGGAGCUGAUGGGGAGGUGAAUGGCCCGGUCCAAACCCUUGACCAAAACCUGGAACUCAGAUUUCAGUACAGCGAAGAGAACACUUGGCAGUGGUUUUCUAUUUACACAAAGCAGGCUUUUCUGCUGAGUAGCUGUUUGAAAAAGAUGAUAUCAGAGAAGCUGAUGAAGUUAGCAGAAGAAGAUCCAGAAAUGGUGAGUCCUUUGUAUGUUUUAAAAAAUUUCUUUGUAAAAUAUGUCCUGGCCCUACCCUCUUUUCAGCACCUCACCACCUGA